Molecule: messenger RNA, 3291 nt
Organism: Dioscorea cayenensis subsp. rotundata (Guinea yam)
Lineage: Eukaryota; Viridiplantae; Streptophyta; Magnoliopsida; Dioscoreales; Dioscoreaceae
Exons: 5
Coding region: 712-2868 (718 amino acids)
Source: RefSeq, a predicted model, not a curated record
UCACUGUCCAAGGACCCCUCAAAUUGUUUAAUCCUUAGCAAAACCCACAUCGAGAGUGACAUUCUCUCUUCUCCUCCCCCUGCUCUUCUGCACUUUGUGUUUUUCUUUGCCAAUGGCCCAUUUUCCAAUCAUAAAGUUCUAAUCUUUGCUCCAUUUGCUCCCGUUUUUCCAUUGAGUUUGUGUUGUUGUGUUUUGUUUGAGUGAGGAGCUCAAUCUGGCAGUUUUUUUUUGUUUAUUUUUUUAUUUUUGGUGAUUUGUGCUCUUUUUUUUGGUUGAUUUUUUGUUUUUGGUUGAGAAGUGGUUUGAAGGAUGUUAUGGACCAUAGGGUUUUGAGACAAAGGCUGUACAAAAGAUUCCGUCUUUCAAUCUGGAGAUUCUGUUUUUUUGGAUGGAGAAAUCUGGGGAGGAAGGGUUGAGGAUUGUAUGCCCCAGUAGGCUUAUGGAUUGCUGGUGAGCUGAUAGCAUCAAGAUUUGAUGAGUGCUGUUGCAUUUGGGCAAUAUAACUUGUAGUUUUCUUUGUCAAGGAUGAUUCUGCUCAAAUGCUGGUAAAAUUGAAACAUAGAUUUUGCAUUGGAGCAACAUAUGAUGGAUUUGUUCAAACAUAAUAUUAUUUUGCAAUAUGUGUGAAUCUAAGGUAUGCAAGCCUGAGGACAAAUACAUUUGUGUUUGUGUUCGUCUUUCAGAAUUUUGGAUCAUUUAGUUACAAACAGUAUGGCUGCAUUGGUGCCCGGUGUCCUUCUUAAGCUUCUUCAGCAUAUGAACACUGAUGUUAAGGUUGCUGGUGAACAUCGGUCGUCGCUUCUCCAGGUUGUCAGUAUUGUUCCCGCCCUCGCUGGCGGUGAUCUCUAUUCUAACAAAGGAUUUUACCUAAAGGUCUCUGAUUCAUCUCAUGCUACUUAUGUAUCUCUGCCUGAUGAGCAUGUUGAUCUCAUCUUGAGUGAUAAGAUCCAAUUGGGUCAGUUUAUUCAUGUCGAACGGCUGGAAGGAGCGUCCCCUGUGCCUAUCCUUAAAGGUGUGAGGGUUGUCCCUGGCCGCCAUCCAUGCGUUGGGAGCCCUGAAGAUCUUGUAGCUACUCAUUCUUUGGGUUUUCUGAAUAUGGACAAAUUGAAACUAUCAAAUGGUAUCAAGACUGAUAGUAACCGAUCUACAGAAAAAAUUGACAAAGAGAGGAAUAAUGUCGGGAAAACAAAUGGAACUAGUAAAGUGGAGAAGGCAGAGAAGAACAAACCAUCGGUCAGUAAGUCGAACUCUUUAGUCAUGAAACAAGUUGCAAAUUGCAAAGUGGAGAAAAGGGAUCCUAUUGGUGUGAAGUCAAAAUCAGCGAGCUCAAGGUCAAUCCCCUCGUCUCCUACAAGUUGUUAUUCACUUCCUGCAUCAUUUGAGAAGUUCUCCAAAGAAAUCAAACAGCAAGCAAAAGUUAAAGGGACAGAGAAGGGUAACUCUUUGAAGAUGGGUUUGUUGGAGAGGGCAGCUUCUGUUUUGAAGGCGACCACUGCUGGCAGAAAGACGUCUGUAGCAAAUUCAAUUGGGAAUAUGUUACCGGGGAUUGAACCAGGGCCUAAGGCUUUGAGAAAAAGCUGGGAAGGUAACAUGGAGACAAAAGUAAGGGAUAAAUCCAACUCAAGGAGCUCAAAAAUUGAGAUCAAAUCUGAGAGUCGAAGCUCUUCUGUUCCUCGAAAAUCUAUAGCAAGUGAAAAGCCGCAACCUAAGGAAGAUACCAGGUUCCAAACUCCCCAGAAGAAAGCAAAUUCAACUGGUGCUUCAGAUGAUGGUGAUAAGUCCAACAAACAACGUUCUCAUGGUGUAAAGAAAACACCAGAAGGUGCCACUGGCCUAAACCUCGGUAGUUUAGUCAAAGUCAGUCCUAGUAGAAAAUGGAGCAAUCACAGUGACUCUUGGGCAUCACUACCACCUCCUCUGGCGAAACUUGGAAAGGAAGUUUUGAAGUAUAGAGAUGCAUCUCAAUUUGCUGCUAUUGAAGCCAUGCAAGAAGCUUCUGCUGCUGAAAGUAUAAUCCGGUGCUUGAGUAUGUAUGCAGAGCUAAGUUCAACUGCAAAGGAAGAUAACCCCCAACCAGCAGUGGAGCAGUUUCUAACUCUCCAUUCCACCCUCAAUCGCGCCGGUCUCGUCGCGGACUCCCUCCUCAAGACCUUCCUGCCGUCUGACACCUCGUCUGACCAAUCUGCAAGUAACAACGAACCCUCCAUCUCUGAGGAAGCCCUCAAGGUCUCAUCAGACAAACGCAAGCGUGCCACUUCAUGGAUCAAUGCUGCACUCGCCACUGACCUCUCUCCGUUCUCCCUCUACGAGCACAAAAGUAGUAACCAAACAUCCACUUCAUCAUCGGUCUCCUCUUUUUCUUCAUUGACGGUCAUCCUUGAUAGCCCAACUAAACCUACUUCAUCCAAAGUUAAACCUCGGCUUUCAUCAGCUUCUACUCCAUCAAAAUCAGCAGUUACAUCAAGAGGAAAGGCACGUGCGCCACCGCCAUUGCUCCCUCAGGCUUGGUCACGUGGUGGAGGUCUAGAGGAAAAGACUGAUUUAGCAAGAGCAUUAGAUGAUGAAUCUAGGAGCUGGUUCUUGGGGUUUGUUGAGCGAUUUUUGGACGCAGAUGUUAAUGAUCCAGGACCAAGAGACAGAGAGCGAGUUGCGGGAAUGCUAUCACAGCUCAAGAAGGUCAAUGAUUGGCUAGAUGAAAUUGGAAGGAGAGAAGACGAAGACGGAGAUAGGGAGGAAGUCCCUAUUGAAACGAUAGAACGGUUAAGGAAGAAGAUUUACGAGUACCUUCUAACUCAUGUGGAAUCUGCAGCAGUGGCUCUAGGAAGUGGCAGUGCAAAGGACGAUGACCGUCCUGGACGGAAAGGAUGAUCUCUGCUGUUUGUUCAGCUCACCGUGUAUCAUACAUAUGUAGAGGCACAUCCAAAACUCGAUAACUUCUUGGCACACAUGAUGCAGUUAAUUUCUGAGAUAUACUCAGCAGACAACAGAGCAAAUUUAAUUAUCAGCAUUGGAGUCAUUCUUAUAAUUUAUGGUUCUUCUUCGGCAAGAUUUGAUUUGGAGGUGAGGUUUUGGUUUUCAUGCGUUGGUUCUCUUCGGUAGUUAUUGGCGGAUACACAUCUUGUGUUGAUCGUGUCGUGUGGUGUGUUGUGGCGUAUUAUCGGCUUUAGAUCUUACAAGCGGAGUUAUAUGAAACACAAUGAAGCAAUUGUAUGUAUUUGUGUUCUAUGAUCAUCAGAUUGUUUGCAUUCUAUUUUUUUUUGUGAAAGCAAAGUGUCUGCAAUUGAUUUAUUA